AAUUCUCUUGUCUAUGACUAGUGAUAUGUCAUAUCAAAAUUCCUAUUUCACUUUGUUGUUCUUUAAAGUUAUUUAGAAUGUCUCUAGCUAAUAAUUAUUAUGGAAAGUCACCAAGCCGAACAUGACAAGAACGGAUUGGUGGCUGAAACGUUCUGGAGGACUCCACAGAGAGCUGUCCCAGGCAGACCUUGUCAGAGGAUUCAACAAAACAAGGUUAUGUCUGGUUCAUCAUAUCAGCAGUUCCAGGCAUCGGUGAACGAUGCCUGGGACCUCGGCGAUGACGACAUCAUCUCUGGCAUAGCAGAGACUAAGAUAUCUAAAGCCAUAUCCCAAACAGCCGCUAUAAAUGUUAUAAAUUCCCAUCGGAAAAGUACUAAGAACGUAAACAAUGACGUCAAAGUUAAUGAGGGGGUAAAGCCAAUGGAGGAAGUUGUAGCUGUUAGGAAAAAUGAAAUUCGUAAAAUCGGUGGCGUCCCAGGUGGUAGUUCAGGGUUACGUCAUUAUCCUGGACGUCCAAGACCAGUGAAGUUGUCGGCGCUGACUUCAAGAGAAGAAAGCAGUGAAUCUAAACUGGAAAGAUUUCAGCAAGUUCUAGAGAGUGCUGUGUUGGAUUUGAAUGAGCUUAAACAGCUCAGUUGGUCUGGAAUUCCAACGAAGGCCAGAGCGGUAACAUGGCGCCUGCUGGCUGGUUAUCUACCAGCCAACGCUGAGCGCCGCGCAGAGACUUUGGAACGUAAGAGGGCGGACUACAAGCACCUCGUGCGGCAGUACUAUGACGCUGACAGGGAGGAAGACACCUACAGACAGAUUCAUAUAGACAUACCAAGGAUGAGCCCCCUAGUGGCUCUGUUCCAACAGAUAACAGUACAAGUGAUGUUCGAGCGCAUCCUGUACAUCUGGGCAAUCAGACAUCCAGCAUCAGGGUAUGUGCAAGGUAUCAAUGACCUGGUGACUCCAUUCUUCAUGGUAUUCUUGCAAGAAGCUGCUCCUGGGAAGGAGUUAGAUAACUUCCCCCUGGACUCCUUGACUGAGGAACAACGCAACAUCAUCGAAGCUGACUCCUUCUGGUGCCUGUCCAAGUUUCUCGACAGUAUACAGGAUAAUUACAUCUUUGCUCAACUCGGGAUCCAAUACAAGGUGAAUCAGCUCAAGGAGCUGAUCCGCCGCAUCGACCUACAACUCCACGAACAUCUACAAAGACAUGGCGUCGAUUACCUACAAUUUUCCUUCCGCUGGAUGAACAAUCUACUAACACGUGAAAUACCUCUUCCUUGCACCAUUCGACUAUGGGACACAUAUUUGGCUGAAUCAGAUGGAUUCGCGACAUUUCAGCUUUAUGUCUGCGCCGCCUUUCUGCUACACUGGAGGGAACGACUCAUGUUGGAAAAAGACUUCCAAGGUCUCAUGAUCCUAUUACAAAACGUCCCGACCCAGAACUGGUCGGAUUCCAAUAUAAGUCUAUUGGUAGCUGAAGCCUACAGGCUCAAGUUCGCGUUCGCUGACGCACCCAAUCAUUUGCACAAUGCCGGGAAAUCCGAUAGAUGACGUGGAUUGAAAAAUUUUUACUUAUGAAGUGCAAGGCUCAGGACAUGUCAUGCACAACGACUAAUUUUUUUUAAAAUAUCACCAAUUCCAUGUACCUAUGUGUUUAUCAAAUGCCAAAAAAAUAUUAAAUGUUUUGUGUGUCAUUUCUGCUCCAUAAAAAAUAUAUAUAUAUAUAAAAUUUAUAUUUGUCCGAAUUGUGCCUGUUCCUAGACUUUCGGUAUAUAAAAAAGUUCAUAUAAACGGAAAGUUCAGUGGUAUAAACAAGAAAUGCCGCCAUUUUAAAAUAACUUUUGUCAAACUUGACAUUUGCACCAAUGCGUAUUUGUUCUAAGUUUAAUUAGUAUAGCAUAAGGUUUAUUUUGAACUAACAAUAAAUAAUGUAUUCAUCACUAACAUAGUAUAGUUCUGAUUGUAAAUACAAUAAUUUUUGUUAUGGUACAGGUUAUAUUUUUGACUUUAAAAGAUUUCGGGGAUAUAUAAUCUAUAUUAUUUAUAAGAUUAACCUAAAAAGCUACAUUUUAUUUAAUAACUUUAAAAUGGCGAGCGACGGAAAGGAAAUGGACAUGAUAUAUACUAGAUAUAUAGUAGGAUUUAUAGGGUACCGAAAAAUUUUAUAACCAAAUUGCUAUAAAAUAAUUUGGCCGUCGCGUUAUUGCGAUCUCACUUGUGGGCUCUAUGAACGUGACACAUCAGUCGCGUGGAAGGGGCAGUGUGUUGGGAACAUUGGUAUUAAGUCUGAUAUUGAACUGUACUGAAGGCCUACAAUAAUAAGUCCGGGUCAAAAUCCGGCAUAUUCCUUUUUAAGUGUACGUUGCUUUAUUGUGGCACUAUUUGUAAAGUUUCGCGUUAAAUAUACGAAUAUAAUGUGUA
Messenger RNA from Danaus plexippus (monarch butterfly), 2415 nucleotides. It is a transcript of the gene Tbc1d22, whose product is annotated as TBC1 domain family member 22B. Bases 100 to 1545 code for a protein of 481 amino acids. Gene Ontology annotation, biological process: activation of GTPase activity. The record is from RefSeq and is a predicted model, not a curated record. Gene Ontology annotation, molecular function: GTPase activator activity. Lineage: Eukaryota; Metazoa; Arthropoda; Insecta; Lepidoptera; Nymphalidae. The transcript is spliced from 4 exons.